Messenger RNA from Diabrotica virgifera virgifera (western corn rootworm), 1148 nucleotides. Its product is annotated as protein C1orf43 homolog. Bases 261 to 1043 code for a protein of 260 amino acids. The transcript has 4 exons. The record is from RefSeq and is a predicted model, not a curated record. NCBI's taxonomy places the organism in Eukaryota, Metazoa, Arthropoda, Insecta, Coleoptera, Chrysomelidae.
UACGACUGACUACACCAGUCUAAAAUACGUCGUGCCAAAAAUUCAGAAAGUUGAGACCAAAAAAAUGACAAGCAGAGUAGCAGUUCAGCAGUUACUAACUACGUUAAAGAAGAAUUUGAUAAAUGUCAAAAAGUUAAAAACAAUUUUUUAAAAACUAAAAAUAUACGAUUUGUUGUUAAUAUUCAAAUUGAGUUCUUAAAAAUAAAAAGCUUGUAUGUGAAAUAUGAUUUAGUUACGUAAGUGUCUCUAUUAUCAUUCAAAUGGAAGCUGUAGCAGAAAAGUUGACAAGAUCAAAGAACAUGUCAGAGGAGUUGUCUGGAGUUACUUUUGUUAUAAUAAUCGGGAUGGGGACUCUUACUGUACUUUUAUUAUUCAUAUUUGCAAAGCGACAAAUUCAGCGAUUCGCACUUCGAUCAAGAAGAGGACCACAUAUACCAAUAGGACAUGAUGGGUCAAAGGUUCUUAAACGAGAAAUUGAGCGUAGAAUAGAUUUAAUUAAGAAAAUAGAAUGUGAGCCAGAGCUGAUUACAAAGUCUGAUCCAAGGUACAUAGUUUGUCCAGGGCAACAAAUUCCAGCACACUACUAUAGAUUAAAAGCUGUGGAUGACGUAAAGAUUUUAGAACAUGAAAUUACAAAGCAAGACAACUGUCUGUUCAGACAUCCUAGUGAAAACUUAAGAGCAUACCUUUUAACUACGUUAGCAGCUCCAUUAAACGGUAGUGGACAAAGACUGAUACAUGAAUUUUGUGAUAUGUAUGAACAUGCCAGACAUGACCCCAAUCAUUUUGGAGAUGAAGAAUAUCAACAAUAUAAUAGACUACUGUUAAAGUUAAUUGAUGCAGCCAAACUUCUUAAGUCAUAUAAUACAAGCAGAAAAUCAUCACCAAAUCGUACACCCCAAAGAAGACAUGCAGCUGAGAGAAGAAAUAUACAUUCCCAUUACAAUGCCGAAGAUGAAAUACUUAGUGUUUCAGAACGUCUUGACUCAAGACCGACCUCUCUAUCCAUUCUAGCUUCUGCAGAUGAUGAAACAUCUGUCUAAAUAUCUAUAAAUAUGUUGUAUAAUAUACAACUUUAUAAUUAAGUAUAUUUUUUCUUGUAUUUAUAUUUCAUAUAUUAAAGUAAUAUAUGUAUUAUGUAAGCUUUA